GCCACGCUUCUAUUUUCAAGAAGCUACACCCAUCAAAAAAUGUCAGUUGUAUAAAAGGUCAAGAAAAAAUCACAAACUUUCGGGUUACAAAAUAAAUUAUCAGUGUCAAUAGUUAUGAAUUACUUUACAUAGCACGGAGCACAUAAUUGAGAUCUAUCGUCAUGGAGCAAAUGUACCUGAUCGAGAUAUUCGUAGACAAAGUGACUAUAUUCACUACUGAGGAAGACGAGAGCAGCGCUAAUAAGAACCUCAUCAUCAAAAUAAGAUUUGGACCUAAAACGCAGUUCAUUAUCAAGGAGGGCCAACUCGCUGUGAACGAGGAGAAACCAGACGACAUAGUAGAAUGCGACGAAAAUGGACGAAGACAAUGGACGAGAACUAUAAGAGUUGGUAAAUCUUAUCUGUUUCCUUCAUACCCAGACACAAUACUGAAUAUAUUGAGCACGUUCCCAUUAGAAAUAGAAGUUUGGAACGAUGAUGAGAAUGAAGUUGAAAUAUUCGUUGGAGUGGGCAACAUGCAUUGGGACACGCAGUUCUAUUACAUGUUGAAAGAGUCCGCAGAAGCUUGUAAGAUUCACGAACCGUUGUCGAUUAAAAGCAAAACGCCUUUAAUGGCCGAAUGCUGUUGUAGGCAAGCUGGAGAGAUCCAUUUCAUCUUACGAUUAACAGCUCUAGGAGACAGCAUCAUAACAGAAUUCCAACAACUAAUGAAGGACCCAGAAUCAUUUGUUUUUAGAACAAAUAAAGCACCGAGUAUGUUUCAAUGCAAGAGAGUUGAAGGCGACGAUCCCAACUUUUGUAUGGUGGGCAGUCUUUAUGAGACGACAACUUUGGAAGAUCCAGAUAUAUUAGAUAAUGCACAGAGAAAGAUUGAGAUAUGCACAGAGCUGCAAAGCUGCGGACUUGGACACAGUUCAGGACCGCUGGCUUGCGAGCAUCAUAGUGACAAGUCUGAUAAACCGAGGAAGAAAUAUCCAAAUCAAAAGAUCAGAAUUGGAGAUAUCACAGGGCCAUGUGGUAAUGCAAAUUGUUUACUUGCUCAUAAAGUGAGGACAUACAUCAGACAUCUAGAUAGUUACAAAGGUAAAGCAGCGGCAGCCGGCAUCUCGGACCUCUCGCCGGCUGAAACCAGUAGGAAAGUGUGCGGUUCAUGUGUCUGCAAGGAUGAGCGCUGGCACAGAGAUGAAUGCCCUGAUGAAAAACCGCCUAAAGUGAAGUGCGCGGGCUGUGGAGGCAUGACUAAGGCCGGUGACACCUGUGAAGAUAGAAAAGCGAAGCAUUACAACACCGGAGCUACACCCAAAACCAGUGAUACGCAAGUUAACUAUGUAUUUAGCAACACAAAAGUGUCGCAUUUUAGACAAGCCAUGUAUGGUCGUGAUUACAUUGUCGAAGAUUGUUUCAGUACAAGCUAUAAUAGCCCUAUAAGUAAUAAAGCUUCUACAAGCCAAAAUACAGGUCGAUUACAAAAUGUGGGGUGUUGUUGCCGCAGGGUAGAAAUAAACGAUAUAGUAUCAAAACCUCCGGAGAGUAAGAUUACAAUGUUCAGCGCGGGAACCAGUAACCCGAUGGUAUGCCACAUGGAAAACAACGCCGCAAGAAUUAACUCAACAAUGCAUAAUGUUUCGACUUACAACGUAUCACCUUUUCACUCAUCGGAGCACCACAGUGAACGGAAGCAAUCCAAGCAUAAAAUACAAGUUUACAAUUGCACCGAAAUCCCCGAAGAAAAAGAUUGCAGAUGCUCUCCAAUAAAACCGUCACCACCUUGCCGAACGUUUGAUUGUGACUGUAUGACAGAAACAGCAAAUAUAGUAGCUAGGAAAACGCAUCGUCCGUACUGUCCCUCUUACAAGCAUAAAGUCAACUGUCCCGUUACAAUGAUGCAUGAGGAAGAAGAGCAAAAGAAACUGGAGGACGAAGAAGACGAGAGCACUCCACUGCCGUACGGCUUGCCGCCGAUACAGCUGGGGCCGUGCCCCAUCAUGGGGCGGCCGUGCACCGUGCCCGACGGCUUCUCGCGGAUGUACAAGAACGCGCAACUCCCGCAGCAGCCACCCAGCUACAGCGACGCCGGCAAAGUGUGCUGCUCUAAAGAAUACCACAGAAUAAAGAAAGCGAUCAAAGAAUACAUGAAAUAUGGCAAAGACAAUGAUUUCCGUUGCGUCAACAAGUUUAACGUGGAUACUGAGAGGCGGUGUUGCGAUAAGGAACAACAUCUGUUGUCCCUGUUGGGAAAGUCAUGUUGUGGUGCUCACAAAAUGUCGAUUCGAGAAAAAUUUGGCAAUCAAUGCAGCAGUGACAAGCAGUGAUCUCAUUGAUGUUUUAUUUUGUAACCUGAUUAGACCUUUUACACAAUUGAAA
Molecule: messenger RNA, 2364 nt
Organism: Trichoplusia ni (cabbage looper)
Lineage: Eukaryota; Metazoa; Arthropoda; Insecta; Lepidoptera; Noctuidae
Exons: 2
Coding region: 162-2312 (716 amino acids)
Source: RefSeq, a predicted model, not a curated record